Molecule: messenger RNA, 963 nt
Organism: Psilocybe cubensis
Lineage: Eukaryota; Fungi; Basidiomycota; Agaricomycetes; Agaricales; Agrocybaceae
Exons: 5
Coding region: 1-963 (320 amino acids)
Biological process (GO): rRNA processing
Cellular component (GO): small-subunit processome; Mpp10 complex; nucleolus
Molecular function (GO): rRNA primary transcript binding; snoRNA binding
Source: RefSeq, a predicted model, not a curated record
AUGCUCAGAAGACAAAUCCGAGAACGUCGGCAAUAUGUAUACGCAAAAUCACUGGAGGCCCAGGAACGGCAAACAUAUGAACGAAAACAGCAACUGAAGGAAAGUCUAGCCAGUGGAAAGGCCUUGCCGACGGAACUGAAGAAGAGUGCAAAGAGUCUGGGGAAAGAUCUUAUGUUCGACGAGGCUCAGGCUGGUGCAUCGCUUUCCCGUCUUCUGUUGUUAGCACUCUUAACACAGUCUCGUACAGAACCAACAACUCACAUCGACAACGAGUACUCUCGCGCUGGUGUGCAGGAUCCCAAAAUUGUUAUAACAACUUCAAGAGAUCCCAGCUCAAAACUUCUUCAGUUUUCCAAGGAACUGAGGCUUGUUUUUCCCAAUUCGCAUCGAAUCAACCGAGGAAACUAUGUUGUGAAAGAGCUGGCAGAUGCUUGCAGAGCCAACGACGUCUCAGACCUCAUUGUCGUUCAUGAGCAUCGUGGAAUACCAGACGCCCUCAUAGUAUCGCACUUCCCUCAUGGCCCAACUGUCUACUUCACCCUCAACAAUGUCGCUUUACGACAUGAUAUCAGCACAUAUAAAAACACGACGGUCUCUGAACAAUACCCGCAUCUUAUAUUUGAAAACUUUAGUUCUACCCUCGGCGAACGUAUCCGCGAUGUUCUAAAGUUUCUCUUCCCAGUCCCCAAGGAAGACAGCAAGCGAGUCAUGACUUUUGCAAACCAAGACGAUUUUGUUUCUUUUCGGCAUCACGUUUUCGUCAAAACUGGACGUGAAGUGCAAUUAGCAGAAGUCGGGCCUCGAUUUGACAUGAGACCGUAUGAAAUUCGGCAAGGAACUAUUGAGCAAACAGAGGCAGAGCGAGAAUGGGUACUCAGUCACUAUACGCGUACUGCAAAGAAACGCAGUGUUCUUUCAGACUCUCGAUUCUCAGAACCACCUACAAAGAAAGUGAGACGGUGA